Dermochelys coriacea (leatherback sea turtle) is the source of this 8494-nucleotide messenger RNA. RefSeq names its product nebulette (gene NEBL). Lineage: Eukaryota; Metazoa; Chordata; Testudines; Dermochelyidae. Gene Ontology annotation, cellular component: Z disc; focal adhesion. Gene Ontology annotation, molecular function: actin filament binding. The transcript has 28 exons. The coding region runs from base 127 to 3165 and encodes 1012 amino acids. The record is from RefSeq and is a predicted model, not a curated record. Gene Ontology annotation, biological process: cardiac muscle thin filament assembly.
AAGCUUAAUGAAGGACACAAGAGAAGCAUACACCCUCGACAAGUGGUAGAACAUAAACCAUUUGCUGCAGCAGUGGACUUUUUCAAUUUUUACCCCAUUGUUUUUCAGAAAUAUUAAAAAAUAAGAAUGCCUGUCCUUCAGGAUUUCAGGGAGGAUGAAAGUGAGGAGGAGGAAGAAGAAAAGGUGUUCCUUAAGCCUGUUAUUGAGGACAGAAACAUGGAACUGGCCAGAAGAUGUACUGAAAAUAUAAGUGAUAUCCACUAUAAAGAAGAGUAUGAAAAAUCUAAAGGCAAGUUCACGUUUGUAUCUGACACCCCUCAGUUAAAACAUGUGAAAAAUAUGAGUGCUUUUAUUUCUGAGGCAAAGUACAAAGGAUCUGCUAAAAAAGACCUUUCCAAUUCUCUGUAUAAGCAGAUGCCAGCCACAAUUGACAGUGUGUUUGCAAGAGAAGUUACACAGCUUCAGAGCAAGGUACUCUACAAACAGAAAUAUGAUGCUGAAAAAGGGACAUCAGAUUAUGCACAUAUGACAGAGCCCCCAGAUGUUAAGCAUGCUAUGGAAGUCGGUAAACUCCAGAGUAAUGUGUCAUAUAAGAAAGAUGUGCAAGAUACACACAGAUACACUGAAGUGCUGAACAGGCCAGACAUAAAGAUGGCAAGCAAGAUAUCAAAGAUAAUAAGCAAUGCUGAAUAUAAGAAACGAAGAGGAGAAAUGAAUAAGGAGACUGCUGUACUCGGAAGACCAGAUUUUGAGCAUGCUAAGGAAGUUUCUAAACUUUUAAGUCAAGUUAAAUACAAAGAGCAAUUCAAUAAGGAAAUGAAGAACCACCAGUAUAACCCUCUUGGCAGUGCUUCUUUCAAGCAAGCACAGAUGGCAUCCACCUUGGCGAGUGAUGUGAAAUACAAAAAAGAUAUGGUGGAAAGUCUACACAAUCCAGCUUCAGACCUGCCAAACUUGCUAUAUUUAGAGCAUGCUUUAAAUGCCAGCAAAAUGCAUAGUAAUUAUGAAUACAAGAAACUGUUUGAGAAAAGUAAGGGGCACUAUCAUUUUGCUCUGGAUACAACUGAACAGAUGCAUCACAAAGAAAAUGCUGUGCUCCAAAGUCAGGUUAAGUACAAAGAGGCUUAUGAAAAAUCUAAAGGCAGAUCAAUGAUGGAGUUCACAGAUACGCCAAUUUAUCAAGUUUCAAAAGAAGUUCAAAAGAUUCAAAGUGAGAAAGCGUAUCGCAAAGAUUUUGAAGAAGGGCUUAAAGGAAAGGCAUCACUGGAUUUAGACAAGACCCCAGAAUUCUUGCAUGUACAACAUGUCACCAAUCUUUUGAAAGGGAAAGAAUAUAGAAAAGAUUUGGAAGAAGGGAUGAAAGGAAAAGGACUGACAGUGUUUGAAGAUACUCCGGAUUUGAUUAGAGUGAAAAAUGCAGCCCAGAUACUGAAUGAGAAAGAAUAUAGAAAAGAUCUGGAAAAUGAAAUAAAGGGGAAAGGAAUGACACUGACUCCAGAUAUCCCUGACAUUCAGAGAGCAAAGAGAGCAUCUGAAAUUGUUAGUGAGAAAGAAUACAAGAAAGACCUGGAGACUGAAAUUAAAGGGAGGGGCAUGCAAGUGGGCACAGAUACUCCUGAGAUACAACGGGCCACGAAAGCUUCUGAAAUUGCAAGCCAGAAAGAAUACAAGAAAGACCUAGAGACUGAAAUUAAAGGGAAGGGGAUGCAAGUGGGCAUGGAUACCCCUGAGAUACAACGAGCCAAGAAAGCUUCUAAAAUUGCAAGCCAGAAAGAAUACAAGAAAGAUCUGGAGACUGAAAUUAAAGGGAAGGGGAUGCAAGUGGGCACAGAUACUCCUGAGAUACGACGGGCCAAAAGAGCUUCUGAAAUUGCAAGCCAGAAAAUGUACAAAGAUGAAGCAGAAAAGAUGCUCUGUAAUUACUGUACCGUACCAGAUACUCCAGAAAUUGAGAGGAUUAAGAAUACUCAGAAAAACAUCAGUUCAGUGUUUUAUAAGAAGGGAGUAGGCUCUGGCACAGCAGUCAAAGAGACUCCUGAGAUUGAACGAGUAAAGAAAAAUCAGCAGAAUAUUAGUUCAAUAAAAUACAAAGAAGAAAUGAAGCAUGCCACAGCAAUUUCGGAUCCCCCAGAAAUAAGGAGAGUUAAGGAAAACCAGAAGAAUAUUAGCAAUGUUCAGUACAAAGAGCAACGUUGCAAAGCUACGCCUGUGACUGUCACCCCUGAGAUGGAAAGAGUCAAGAAGAAUCAAGAAAUUGUCAGCUUGGUUCACUAUAAAGGGCAGCCUGCCAAAGCUACUUCUGUGAGUGUCACUCCGGAGAUGGAGAGAGUCAAGAAGAAUCAAGACAAUAUCAGCUCGGUCAAGUACAGCAGUGAUCAGAAGCAGAUGAAAGGUAGACAAAGUAUGAUUCUUGACACACCUGAGCUAAGGCAUGUCAGAAAAACACAAAACAACAUCUCAAUGGUGAAAUAUCAUGAAGAUUUUGAGAAGACAAAGGGCAGAGGUUUUACACCAGUGGUGGAUGAUCCUGUGACAGAACGGGUGAGAAAAAACACCCAGGUUGUGAGUGAUGCUGCAUAUAAGGGAGUGCAUCCACAUAUAGUUGAAAUGGAUAGAAGACCUGGAAUAAUUGUUGACCUCAAAGUCUGGCGCACAGAUCCUGGCUCCAUCUUCGACAUUGAUCCUCUGGAAGACAGUAUUCAGUCUAGGAGUCUGCGUAUACUUUCUGAAAAAGCAAGGCGUUAUAAUAAACAGCAUUUCCAUUCCACCAGUACUUUUGGCAUGAGUUUGGGAGAUGAAAAGUCAGAUGGUUCUGAGACAAACCCUAGCCUUUCUUACUGCAGUGAGGUAACAAGGCCAUCUGAUGAAGGAGCCCCUGUGUUUCCUGGAGCAUAUCAACAAAGUCAGUCCCAAGGGUAUGGAUACAUGCACCAGACCAGUAUGUCAUCUAUGAGGUCGAUGCAUUCACAGCCACAUUCAGCAGGCUUGAGAACAUACAGAGCUAUGUAUGACUACAGUGCUCAAGAUGAAGAUGAAGUUUCCUUCAGGGAUGGGGACUAUAUCAUCAAUGUGCAACCAAUUGAUGAUGGCUGGAUGUAUGGUACUGUUCAGAGAACUGGGAAAACAGGAAUGCUUCCAGCAAAUUACAUUGAGUAUGUUAACUAAUUUUUGUCCGUAGUCCUUUGAGCUUUAUUCUGAUUUAUUCAAAACUUAACCUUUUGAAACAAAAUACUCAGAAGAAACCUUUAAGACCCCAUGUUCAUUACUUUAUCACGAAUAUAACAAUCUGAUGUAAGAGUCACAAUCUGACACACAUAUCCAAACAGUAUUGCUUAUAAUAAUACUUUGUAAGAACAAAAGACAUAUGUGGAAGCCCGGUGCUGCCUAUUAUGUAAAGGUUUCCAUCCAUUAGCUAUAAAGGAGAAAUGUCUUUUUCUUAGAUUCUCAUUUCAACGUAACCAUAACAUGGAUUCUUUUCUUAUGCCACUUUAAAAUCACAAGAGGCUAAUACUUUCAAUUUAGUAACACAUUCUAAUCAUUUUUAAAGCUGUUUAACAUAGAGCAUUUAAUGCCCCAAUAAAAAUGAUGACUGGAUAAUUCAACCUUUUAAGUAACAGCAGAUAAUGUGCUGGUAAAAAUCCUACUGCCCAGCAGCCUUAUAAGAAACAAAAAGUCUGUCUCUUGACAGUGAAAGUUCCCAACUCUCAUUUGCCCACACAACCGCACUCGUUCCUGGGUCUUACAUUGGCUCUCCUUCAUGACUGUGCCCUUACCUCUUGUCAGUUUUACUUGCUUCCCAAUCUAUCAGUUUUGAUUGUGCCUUGAUUCAUGGCAAAUCUAUGUUUUCCACAACAUAUUUCCCUCUGGCACUGUUCAGAGUGCAGAGCCAAAUUGCCACCUCUUCUAUUUCCCUUAAAUAAUACUUGAGAGACCAGGUGGGUGAGGUAGUAUGUUUCCAUGGAUCAACUUCUGUUGGUGAGAGAGACAAACUUUUGAGCUUACACAGAGCUCUUCUUCAAGCUCAAAAGUUUUUUCUCUCUGACAAACAGAAGCUGGUCCAAUGAGAGAUAUUACCUCACCCACCUUGUCUCUCUAAUAUCCUGGGACUGACAUGGCUACAGCAACACUGCAUACAUUAAAUAAUACUUAACAUUUAGAUAUCAAUGUCCAUCUUCAAAGCACUGUACAAACAAUUUCCAUUACAUCCUUUAUCCUUAACUAUCCUGCUGUAAAUAGCCAGUCUUAGGGCCAUGUACUAUGUGGCCUCAUGAAGCUUAUAGCUACAUCCUUCAUUCUUCCCACAAGUGACUUGCUUAAUGUCUGCUUUGGUGAUAAAACCCACAUGUACCCACCCCUGCUGCAAGGGAGUCCUGCACCUGUGUAGAAAAGUUGAGAGCUCUGAUUUUAUGAUACGUUACAGUUCAACGGCCUAUUGCUUGAGUUCUUUCCAAAACACUGGCUCUAGUUGUGACAUCACUUGGUUGCCCAAAAAUGGGUUAUAUGUUCACCGAAUGAUUAAAGAAGGACAAACAUCAUUGACUGCUAUUGAGUUUAUUUUUUUCUCAUAGCUUCCACCAAAGCAAAAACUAAACAAACAAAAAUCCUGCCACUCUCAUUCCAGCUUCCUCCCCAAAACCAAAAAGAGGAAAAGCUGGUGAAUAUUAUGAGGCAGUUAGCAAAAGGAAAGCUUAUAGACUAUGUUUUAGCUCCUAAGAUUGAUCUUUAGAUCCAAGCAAGUUCUUUAUUCCUACAUAAAAAGUACUUUGAUACCAGGAUUCAGUACCAAAUAUGGAAAUAUUAUUGUCCCAAAUUGUUUAUGCAAAAGAUUCCAUUUUGGCUUUCUAAUACUUCUCUUCCACCUUAAGCUCCAUUCAAAGUAAGAUGAAAAAGGAAAACUAAAGUGAUUAUAUUCUCUUUCAACUUUGGAUCAGCUAAGCCAAUAGCAGGAAACAGUAUAAACAUUACAGGCCUGAUCAUUUUGUUACUCACAAAAUGCCAGGUAUUUUAUUUCUGUUGUCCAUUGGCUUGUGGUCAAGACUGAAGGAUCCAAGUGUGAUCCUAAUCAUUGGGGCACAACAGCUAGUCGCAAUAUUACCUGGCCCUGAUCCUGCUCAUUGAACUCUAUGUGGAUACAGUAUUCCUCCCUUGCCGUUCUCUUACAGGAUCAGGUCCUAAGUCAGAGGGAGCACAAAAUCAUGUAAAGUGUCACGGACGAGUUGGUGCGUGUGUGUGUGUGUUUAAGGAACAAAAUGUUUUUUUCUGUACUCAGAUGUGAAUUAAAGAUGGUAGCCAUUUAGUAGCCAUCCAGAGUUUUGAGACUGCACUGGCCUUCCUGUAUGUUUUAGUUUUUAAAAAUUGAAUUAAAUUUAUGCUGUGUUUAUAGAGAAUUUCUAUUUCUGAUUUCAAUAAGUCAGCCUGCCUAUAUUAUUUCAUUUAACAAUAAUGAAGGAAGGCAAUAAGUAUUCAUUAUAUUAACAGCAACCCACCAGUGCAAGACACCUGCCAAUUCUGCUUUGCACACAUGUAAAAGGCAGCAAGCUUCUUCACUUCCAUUGUAUUGAUAGUAAGGAAGAAAAUGCCAUGCUGCAAGACAGAGAACAGUACAUUUCUAGGAUUGUGGUUUUUUAAAAAAAAAGAGUAGUCCAUAAAUAUUGAAAAGUAAGUAGGACAAGUGUAUUUUCUUGUCAGACAAAGAAAUUCAUGGGUGAAGCUCCCCAGCAGAAAUUAACUUCAGAGAGUGGUUAGAAGCAAGAAAAAUGACUCUGUAAAUGUGAAACCUUGAUCUUCCAUAUUAGGCACCACUGUUAUAACUACACUGUGGUUUUAAAAUUCUGCAGAAACCUUGGGAGUUUUUUACAUGGAGCAGCUGCAGCAACAGGCCCUUAUUCUUUAUUGGUGUCUUCCAUGUCAAAUUUGCUAGCUUGGCAAGUCAAACAGCUUCAUUUAAAUUCCGGACACUUUAAACUCAGCCUAAAUGUGAUCUGAAAAGCAGUCUAUGUCUAUAUCAGUCAUCAUCACCAGCCAUCAGCAACAGGGGGAAGAAUUACAAUUUAUAAUGGUUGAAAAAUUUUUCUGUUGAUGUCUGAGGCAGAACUGGAUAUCAUUUGCUGCUGUGGACUUGUACUAGCUCCAAAGUGCUGACAAUGGCAAAAAUAAGUUGUCAGUAUGCUAAAGAGAUAUGAAUCAGAAGAAACAUAGGGAGCACAUAUGUAUAGCAUCAAGUUGCCAUUUUUAGUAUCUUUGAAAACAGACAAACAAACCCUUAACCACGCUAGCAUUCUUCUCAGCUUGGGAGAGGGAUAUCUAGCACUAUGUAUGGUAACAAGCUAAAUCAGGAAAUAAGCAUUUUAUCAGGUUAGACUAUGAUAUGCUAAACAAUGGAAAUAAAACUACCUUUAUGAAUCUGAAUAUCCUAUAGCCUGGCAAAGCACCAAGGCAAUUUUCAAAAUAAAAAACGGUCAAGAAAACAAAAGAGUAUGUGAAUCCUGUUUCUCUUGAGAAUGGUAUAUCAGCAUAAUUGAUGUACUCAGUUUAAAAUGAUUCAUUUGUGUAGUAAAUUUUUUGUACUGCAUGCUUUUAGUAAUUUUUGUUCAUUUGGAAUGGUUUUCUGGUUUUUGAUAUCUGGGAAAAUGAAUUCUAAUUAUAGAGCACUGUUAGCGGUGGUACCCAAUAUACAAAGAGAUUAGGGCCUGGAUAUCAAAAUGUUUUAUGAGAGCUACAAUUUGUAAUCCACAGAUCUUCAGUUCAACCACCACAAUUUGUAAGUACAAUUCUUACAAGGACUUUGUGAGGCCCUGCUGAUAUACUGUGGAGUGUUGGGAGAAGUAAAUGCCAAAUACCGCUUUUUCCACCUUUUAAAUUGUCUGACAAGCAAGGAAGAUAAAACCUAGUUCUUUUAUUUUACCACAGUGUAUCACCCUUACUCCAUACAUUGCACAUGUGAACAGCAUCUGACUGGGGAGGGAAAUGUUGUCUUCUGGACACAAUCAUCUCAGAAUUCCAUAAUUCAACUUGGAGUUCACUCAUCCCCAUUCAAGUGUUAGAAAAAUAACAGCACUGUAAUGUGCUAUUAUUCUUCAAGAACACAAGUAUAAAUAUAAUACAAUAUAUAAGAUAGUAAUACAUGGCAUCUUGCUGUUCAUUAUACAUACAUCCCCAUUUAGCCUUUUUCUAAACAAAGCUACGAUUAUGAAUACUACAGUUGUAAAGUUCCAUUAUAGCACAUUCAUAUUUAAUAUUGAAAUGCGGCUCUCGUGACCACACUCACUACCACACACCAGUUAAGCAAGGUUAGGGCUCAACAGUGAAUCACUUUAAUGGAUUAUAUUCUUGAUAUGUGUGUCUUUCCUAAAAGUUCCCUGGGGAUUUGGAAGGCCUCUACUGCUUGGCCAAGAAGUUAAUUUUAGUUUUUAUUGUACGGUGAUGGUACAUCACCUUUCCUUAUAAAACAACUACAAACACAGAAGUGUUGGGCAGAAUGUGAUAUAAAGAAUAAAAUCUGCUCGAUUUGAACUAUUUUGAAUAACAUUCUUUAUGAAAUAUGGUAUAAGAUGUAGUUAGUAAAUAUUUAAAUACCACACAGAAACAAGCUAAAGAUGCUUUCUAAACAUAGAUCUACAUACAACUACAUACACUCUAGUGCUUUGUGCUGGCAAGAGCAAACUGCUGGUGAGUUGAAAGGAUAAAACAUUCUACCGUGCUUUAGCAAACAUUCUCCAAUCUUUAUACCAUAGAAACCACACCUCAAAGCUCAUCAUCCCUCUGAAAGAAAAUGUGGAGCUAUAUUUCUUUCUUUAAUUGCCUGCACCACUACAAUAUAUUCAAAUGAAUUUCAUAUGCUUUUGUGUCUGAUAUAUAGCAUUUGCAUAUUGUAUCUAAGUUGUAAUCCAAUUGCUGUUGAAACAUUUUUAUUUUAUUUUAGGAGGAAAAUAAGUUAUAUACUGUAGCAUUACAAUCAUAGCUAGUUCAAUAUUACAAGUUGCUAAACCAUCAGAAAGCAGCACUGACUGUAUUAACGUUGAUUAGCAUGAUGUGGAAACUCUCUCAGAUGUUGGUUUUUGCAGUGUGAUAUAAAAAGCAAAAAUGAACCGCUGCACAAUUUAGCUUAUAUUUGCUUAAAAGUGUGUAGAGUUCUAGUUACUUUGCAAAACUGUAUGUUUUUUGGGAGUAUACGGUUAUGAAGGAAACACUUGCUUUUUUCAAAGGAUGGGGAUUAUUACUGGAUCAUAUGAUGUGUCAACAUAAUUUGGCUUUUGUUAUGCAAAAAGUUAACACCAGUUAUUAAAAUAUAUUUUAGUAGAAAUGCUUUAAUUCCUGUUUUUUCCUCUGCACUGUGAAUCUUUAAGCCUGGGUGGACUAGAGCAACAUUCAUGCUGCCCAAAAUAUUAACCUAUGCAAACUAGUUCACAUUUUAUUUGAUGUCACAGUGGAUGUAACAUUACAGAAUUUAUUCUGCAUAACAUACAACGGCAUUGAAAUAAAAUAUUAAACCUAG